UAACGAAUAACGCGUGUUCGAACACGAACAGGUUGCCAUCGUCGACUUUCGUCUGCGAGCUGCCGAUCUCUGAUAGAAACUGCAAGGGCGCUGAUUUGGAAACGGGAAUCGCUCCAGUUCCUCCGAACGGGUUUUCUACUCAAAAUUAUUGCAGAUUUCGGCUGCAGUCUUUGAGGAUUUAUCGGCUCCCUUAGCAAUGGGUUCUAGCGGUUGGAUUGAUGAGAAGUCUGAGAGUAGACUGUAUGUUGGGAACCUUGACCUAAGAAUAACAGAGGCUUCCCUGAUUAAGAUGUUUUCACCAUAUGGAAAAAUUUUAUCUGAGGACUUCUUAUGGCAUACUCGUGGCCCAAAACGUGGAGAGCCUCGGGGCUUUGCAUUUAUUCAGUAUAGCACUAAAGAGGAAGCUAAAUUGGCCAAGGAGAAGAUGCAUGGAAGAUUAGCAUGUGGUCGUCCUUUGGUUGUUCGUCUUGCUAGUGAGAAAUGUUUGGAGGAAGCAGCGAAAGACUCUUCUGAAGCAACACGCAAGGUCAACAAAGCAGGCGUUGCUAGUGGAACCUCAGCAGUGACAAGUCGGAGCACUAAAAUAGCAGCCAUAAAGAACAAGCUGAAAGCCCUGGAGGAAGACACCAGCAGUGUGAAGAAGCAGAAACAAGGUGAAAGCAUCUCUUGUAACAAUAGUCUUGACCAGUCUUCUGGCACAAGAAGAUAAACUGAAUUAGACACUAUAGGUUUUGGAAAGCAUUUCAACUGUCAAGCAUAACACAUGCGACUGGGUAUUUCUGAUUUGUGAAUCAAUGCAUGAAGGUUUAAGUCUUUAGUCAUUGUCGUUUAUGUGGAUUGAUGUUAAAGAACUUGUGCUUGGUGUUGAUUAGCUUUUCUUUUUUUUAAUUCAAUUGAGAUGUUAACAUCA
Molecule: messenger RNA, 910 nt
Organism: Tripterygium wilfordii
Lineage: Eukaryota; Viridiplantae; Streptophyta; Magnoliopsida; Celastrales; Celastraceae
Product: probable RNA-binding protein 18
Exons: 5
Coding region: 197-709 (170 amino acids)
Molecular function (GO): RNA binding
Source: RefSeq, a predicted model, not a curated record